Messenger RNA from Silurus meridionalis, 2742 nucleotides. It is a transcript of the gene enpp5, whose product is annotated as ectonucleotide pyrophosphatase/phosphodiesterase 5. The record is from RefSeq and is a predicted model, not a curated record. NCBI's taxonomy places the organism in Eukaryota, Metazoa, Chordata, Actinopteri, Siluriformes, Siluridae. The transcript has 4 exons. Bases 100 to 1512 code for a protein of 470 amino acids.
GGCGGGACUUCCUGUUUACGACACCGUUUUUGGUAUUUUUUCUCCGUUGUCAGAUUGGGAGCUGCUGUUGUAAGGCUCUGUGUGACAUCAUAGUGCAACAUGACCGUUUUGUCGAUGAGGAAGAUGUACGUACUGAGCGGCCUUCUAGCCCUGCUGCUUCCACCUCUGUCACACCAAGAAGAGCAUCACAAGCUGCUGCUAGUGUCAUUUGAUGGUUUCCGCUGGGAUUAUGUCAACAGGGUUCCCACACCAAACUUCCGUGCCAUGAUGGACGAAGGAGUGCAGGUGGAGCGUGUGGAGAACACCUACAUCACCAAGACCUUUCCUAACCACUACACUUUAGUGACAGGCUUGCACGCAGAGAGUCACGGCAUCGUAGCGAAUGAAAUGUAUGACCCAGUUCUGAAUCGCUCCUUCUCCAUGGAGGGGCCAGAAGUGUACAACUCUCGAUGGUGGGAGGAGGCGGUACCGCUGUGGGUAACCAAUCAGAAUUCUGGGCAGAGGAGUGGAGCUGCCAUGUGGCCUGGAUCAGAUGUGUCCAUCAGAGGAAUAUACCCGACCCGUUACAUGCCAUACAAUGCCUCUGUGCCCUUCGAGAUGCGUGUCGAGAAGCUGAUCAACUGGUUCUUAGGACCAGAGGAGAUCAAUUUUGGAGUGCUGUAUUGGGAAGAGCCUGACGAGAGCGGCCACAACCUGGGGCCCGAGAGCCCGCUUAUGGACGUGGUCAUUGAGGACAUUGAUGUCAAACUGGGCUUUCUCCGAGACAAGCUCAAAAAAGCUGGGCUUUAUGAUAAAAUCAAUCUCAUUGUCACUAGCGACCACGGCAUGACACAGCUGUCACAUGACAAAGUCAUUGAGCUGGACGCCUACGUGAGUCGAGAUCUCUAUACAUGGAUAGACAAGAGCCCAGUGGUGGGCAUUUUACCUAAAGAAGGCAAAUUUGAUGAGGUGUAUAAUUUGUUGGAGAAUGCAAAUCCUAACAUGGUCGUGUACAAGAGAGAAGACAUUCCUGAUCAUUUCCACUACAAACACAAUGUAAGAAUAAUGCCCAUUAUCAUUGAGGUGAAAGAAGGCUGGACAAUUGUGCAGAACAAAACUGGAUCAUUUAUGUUGGGCAACCAUGGCUAUGAUAACCACCUACCCAGCAUGCACCCUGUGUUUGUUGCUCGUGGCCCAUCAUUCCGCACAGGUUACACUAAAGCCUCUAUGCGCUCGGUCGACCUGUACCCUCUCAUGUGUAGCGUUCUAGGCAUUCAGCCACUGCCUAACAACGGUUCACAGAUGAGUGUGCGGGAUCUGCUGGUGGAGACGUUUACACCUGGACCCGUACUCCCAUCCGUACCUGAAGAACCCUCGUAUACCUGGGCUGUGGGCCCGGUCCUGGGCAGCUGCCUCGUCCUGGGAUUCCUCAUCAUGUUUGUGAAGCAGGUCACACAGAGGCAACUGCCCCCUUUGCCUCUAACCAACAGGGAGAUUUCACAGCCCUUACUGCAGGACGAAUUACGCCUUUAAUAGUAAAACAGCAUUUUUCCUUAUCACAUUACUUUUAUUUAGUUUAAGUGAAGCUUGCAGUAACACUGAGGUCUCUAGUGGGAGGCUCUUGGAAGCAUGUAGCAUUUCUCCACACUCUGGUGCUUCAGAGCCCGUUUUAACCAUUCAUUAGUUUCCAAAUAUUGACAUUUAGACUUGGGGAAAAGGUCGCAUUCAUUUGCGGGCUAGUGAAAGAAGGGAGGACUACCCAAUCAAAUUCGUGCCAGUGGUGCCAUGCCAAGGUUUAGCAACUGUAGAGCAAUACAGCAAGAAAAGCUACACGCAAACAGUCUGAACAAUCAUUCAAAGAAGUCCUCAAUUCAAAGAAGCCUGAGCAUUUUGUUUCUGAAUUCCUCUGGCCGGUAUGCUUAAAAAAAAAUGAAAGAACAGGAAAUUCUUUAGAAAAAAACUAAACCUUUAACCAUUUUAAAAAUACAACCAGAAACUUUUUUUUCCUUCCAAGAAAGAGAGAAAAAAAGUGUUUUGUUCCGUAUUUAUUGUAUGUUUAACAAGUGAAAGUUUAAGGCAAGGGCAUUGACCGCUUUGCUUAUUGAUUUUGAUCAUUUGUGUUUUCAUUGGUAUUUUUUUUUCCAUCUAGUUACGUGCAAUAGCUACAUGCUUCUAAUGUUUUGUUUCAUGCUGGCAGGGUUUUUUUUGUUUGUUUUACAUAAAGAAGGCAGUUUAAUCUGCCUCCGUGUUGCACUAAGAUUACCACAAGCUCAUCAGGACUUGUAGAAGGUAUAAGGAACGCAAGAGUUUUAGAUCAGUUGCAUUUUGCACAAUGUUUUCCCCCAAGCUUUGGAUAUUUUUAACAGAUGUGUGCCAAAAUCCUUUAGCUAACAUGUGAAGUUGUUAUAUAAAUUAGUAGGAAUUGAUUUUCUAAUGUUAGAUUUAGAAUUUUACACAAGACCCCAAUUGGGGAGAACCACUGUGAUGUACCUUAAAAACGUUGCUUUAAAAAGAAGGGGGAAAGAACAGUGUUUAACACACUCUUUUAACGUAGUUUUGCUGAUACAUUUUGUUGGUACAUACGUUGCUUGUGUUGUUUACGCUUUUAUGCUGUGGCUAAAAUUGAGGAGGAAAAAAAGAUUGACUAUGAUGAUUGCCCUACUUCUGUAAAAUUAUAUUGUAGUGUUUAAAGUAUGAUGUAAAUUAUUUAAUUGUUGUCUAACAUGUUCUGGAUUUUAAAUAAAGACCAGUGCAAGAUGCACA